This is a messenger RNA of Symbiodinium pilosum, 1292 nucleotides long. NCBI's taxonomy places the organism in Eukaryota, Dinophyceae, Suessiales, Symbiodiniaceae. The record is from the annotation of a GenBank genome assembly.
AUGCAGUUGCUUGGCCUUGUGCGGAGUGGCAUUGCAGGAUAUUGGCCUUCCGACCUGUAUGAGAAGCUUAUCUAUGUCACCCACGUGAUCCUUUCGUGGACCGCACCGAUCCCAAACGCUGGGCCGGAGUACAUGCCUGUGUCAGGCCUCCGGCCGAAAGAACAGCUGCCAAAAGGCUACCUGGACUACGCACUGUCUCUGCAAGUGCCUUAUGGAUCCGCAGACGAGUUCGAGCUGUCAAGCGAAAGUCUUAUUGAGCAGAAGCUGACAAUCCUCCCACAGUCUUUGGACCUGCAGUCUUUCGGUCCAGAUGAGAACCCUGUGGAGUUUGUGAUGAAACAGCUCUCUUCCAUCUACCCGACAGUCUACCAGGAGUGGCCGGACAAGCUGAGUGAUGUGGCUUUGACACGCUUUUGUCUGCAUGGGCUGGGGGCGCACCGCGUGGCUGUGGAGACUAGAGAUGGCCAAAAGCUGUUUGUGGUCAUCAAAACCAAUGCUUUGUCUGGCCUUCCUGUACGAGAUGGCUUGGAAAGAUAUGGUGGUGAUGCUUACUUCGAUCAGCACUGGAAGCCCGUGAUGAUUGUUGACGCAGGGCGUGGCCCGCUUCGAAGUGACGGUACUAUAGAGGUUGUAACAAGCAGGCCCGGAGAUGCUGAUUGGGAGCGAGCUAAAUUUCGAUUUCGUUCCACAGUCUUUUCUUUGGUCACGCUGGUGGAUCACCUCUAUGACAUGCAUCUGCAGCAGGCAAACCUCUUUGUCACGGCGAUGCGUGAGCAAAUGUCUGAGGAGCAUCCUAUUAGACGGUUCAUGACGCCCUUCACUUACCGCUUCGGCCAAGCUGUUGCAGCAGCUCCAUCGCUGCUUCUCAAUGGGACAGAAGUUCCUGCGAAUGAAGGCGGCCCCAUUUUGUUCCGUGAUGACUAUGUGGAAUACUUGAAGAAGAAAGGCAUUGACACUGAAUACUGGAGACAGGUUUCUCAACUAUACAAGAUCUAUUUGCGCUUUGUCCUCGGCUACUUGGAGUGCUAUUAUCCAAAGAAGGAGGACCUCACCAAGGACAAAGACAUGCAUGCCUUGGUGAGACAGUUUUUCUUCCAGCUGGAAACCGCCCCACCGAACAUGCUUGGGGCUACUGGAGACUUCACUUUGUCUCACUAUGCAAAGGGAGUGGACGAUACGUACAUGUUCUAUGCGAAGUUCUUGGCGCAGAUCAUGUUCUUUGCAACACGGGGUGCCACAGCCACUGCUUUGCUCAUGUCCUUCACAAACUUGCCACAGCCCAAGUUCCUCAG